Vespa crabro (European hornet) is the source of this 5192-nucleotide messenger RNA. RefSeq lists its product as uncharacterized. The transcript is spliced from 8 exons. The record is from RefSeq and is a predicted model, not a curated record. Lineage: Eukaryota; Metazoa; Arthropoda; Insecta; Hymenoptera; Vespidae. Bases 389 to 4216 code for a protein of 1275 amino acids. Gene Ontology annotation, molecular function: oxidoreductase activity, acting on CH-OH group of donors; flavin adenine dinucleotide binding.
UGAAUUUCAAUGUUUCAGAUUUCAUUUCGACUAAGUGUUGCAAGUGCAUUCCGAUGUCCAACAAGAGAUAUCAUUAUUAUAUAGAAAAAGAAAUAAAUAAAAAUAUUGUCAUUGGACGUAACUACGAAAUGCUAAUGCGAAUAUUUGAGAAAUACAUGAAUUGAAAAAAUAAUUAGAUAUAUAUAGAUAAAUGAUAAUCUUGUUCGAUUACUUAAGCUUGAUCUUUCGAACUUAUAAAAGAGAAGGAGAAUUAAUUAUUAAAAGUUGUAUAUGGUUUCACUGAACGUCCUUGACUGAUCAGUGUUACAGUAUAUAAACAGUUUCGCUUUCAUCAAAGAGGAAAAAAAGCCUAACUAAUUAAAAGUCACGAUCAAUAAUAACAAACCAUAUGGCAACUGCAGCAGCAGCGAUACAAACGACUAUGACUGCACUCGAUAUCGGAAAUCUGAGUAUCAUAUCAUUUCUAAUAUCUGUCUUAAUUUCUUUCUAUUAUUAUCUAAUGGAUCCCGAAAAUCAACCACAAGUCACAAAAAAUCUAUUAAAGGAAUACGAUUUCGUAGUGGUAGGUGGCGGUUCAGCUGGAAGUGUUGUUGUUAAUAGAUUAACAGAGAAUCCAGAAUGGAGUGUACUUCUUUUAGAAGCAGGUGGUUUCGAAAACAUCAUUACGGACAUACCGAUUUUAUCUACCUAUUUACAAAAUACCAAAAUAGAUUGGAAAUAUAGGACUGAAAACCAAGAUAGUGCUUGUCAAGCGAUGAAAGAUAAACGUUGUUGCUGGCCCCGUGGAAAGGUAUUAGGAGGUUCAAGCGUACUUAAUGCCAUGCUAUAUAUUCGUGGAAAUCGUCGUGACUUCGAUCAAUGGGAAAGCUUUGGUAACCCUGGUUGGGGAUAUGACGAUGUACUCCCAUACUUUAAAAAAUCACAGGAUCAAAGAAACCCAUAUUUAGCGCGGAACACCAAAUACCACAGCACAGGUGGUUAUUUAACUAUUCAAGAGUGUCCCUAUAAUACGCCUCUAAGUCUAGCCUACCUUCAAGCUGCAGAAGAGAUGGAUUAUAACAUCGUGGAUGUAAAUGGCCAACAACAAACGGGCUUUACAUUGCCUCAAUAUACAAUGCGCAGGGGCGCUAGAUGUAGUGCAGCCAAGGCAUUCGUACGUCCCAUCAAAUUUCGAAAGAAUUUUCACCUAUCGUUAUGGAGCCAUGUUACGCGUGUUCUCAUAGAUCCAAGUACCAAAAGAGCAUAUGGUGUAGAAUUUAUUAGGAAUGGUCGUGUUGAGACCGUAUUUGCGAAGAAAGAAGUUAUACUUUCGGCAGGUGCUAUAAACACCCCUCAAUUAUUGAUGCUGUCUGGAAUCGGUGCUAAAAAUCACCUCGAAGAUCUUGAUAUUCCAGUGAUUCAGGAUUCACCUGGUGUUGGACAGAAUCUUCAAGAUCAUAUAUCCAUUGUUGGUCUAACCUACCUUAUUGACCACGAGAUCAGCAUUGUUUAUAGUCGCUUAUUGAAUAUGAACACCAUAUUGAAAUAUGCAAUUACCGAGAACGGUCCUCUAACCUCGAGUAUUGGUCUCGAAGUAGUAGGCUUUUUAUCCACUAAAUAUGCCAAUCAGACGGACGAUUGGCCAGAUAUAGAAUUUAUGAUUGACUCUAUCGCGAUAAAUAACGUUAAAGAUAUUUUGCGUUACUUCUGCGUAACGGACGAUUUUUUUAAUGAAGCCUAUGGAGAAAUCAUUAAUCAAGAUAGUUUCAACAUUUUACCAAUGUUGCUCAGACCUAAAUCUCGUGGAUAUGUGAAAUUAAAGUCGAAAAAUCCGCUCGAUUAUCCAUUAAUGUAUCACAAUUAUUUGACGAAUCCUGAUGAUGUUAAUGUUUUACGUGAAGGAGUCAAAGCAGCAAUUGCAUUUGGUGAGACGAGUAGCAUGAAAAGAUUAGGGAUAAGAUUUCACAAUAAGCCAUUGCCAAAUUGUAAUCAUCUUCCGAUGUUCACGGAUGAGUAUUGGGAAUGUGCAAUUCAUCAAUACACAAUUACAAUUUAUCACGUGAGCUGUACUGCGAAAAUGGGUCCACGAUCCGAUCCAAUGGCGGUCGUAGAUCCCUCUUUAAAAGUAUAUGGAGUAGAAGGACUUCGAGUGAUCGAUGCAUCGAUCAUGCCUACGAUCACUAGUGGAAAUAUCAAUGCACCUGUGAUAAUGAUUGGUGAAAAAGGUUCAGAUCUUAUAAAAAAGGACUGGAUUAUUCAAUACACCGUCGGCAUUGAAACUCUUUACACUGCUCUUAGUCUACGGUGUUUCGCCGGUAUAUUUAAGAGAAAAGUAUGGACAAGUUUUAAGCAAGUUAUUUCUUAUAACAUAAUAUCUGAAUUGAAGAAAGUGUCUGAAAUGACAAUAGGUUUGGUUUCCUUAAUUGCUACGACAUCCGCCGUAGGAGUCGGUUUGAUACCACUUGUGGCAAUCGGACUAUCGUUAUACAGAUACGAUGAAAUGGAUCCUGAAUCUCCUCCGAAAAAUACUCGCGAGUUAAAUCGAAUGUACGACUUCAUCAUUGUGGGAGGUGGAAGUGCAGGAGCAGUGAUAGCUUCGAGAUUAUCCGAAGUAUCCAAUUGGAGCGUAUUGUUAAUAGAGGCUGGUGAUAAUGAAAACGAAAUUUCUAACAUACCACUUUUCGCUGGCUAUGGCCAAUUAUCUGAAUUAGAUUGGAAAUAUCAAACCAUGCCGUCAAUGACAUCAGCUUAUUGUCUCGCGAUGGUAGGAGACAGGUGUAAUUGGCCACGUGGAAAGGUUUUGGGUGGUAGCAGUGUCCUAAAUGCCAUGAUAUACGUGCGCGGCAACAGAUUGGAUUACGACAAAUGGGCAAGAAUGGGUAAUACCGGCUGGAGUUACGAGGAAGUUCUUCCUUACUUUCUCAAGUCUGAGGAUAACAGAAACCCUUAUUUGCAAAGAUCACCUUACCAUAAAACGGGAGGCUACUUAACGAUACAGGAACCACCAUGGAGAUCACCAUUAUCGAUUGCCUUUUUACAAGCUGGACAAGAACUCGGUUAUGAAAAUCGUGAUAUCAAUGGUGAAAGUCAGACUGGUUUCAUGAUUAUGCAGGGUACGAUUCGCAGAGGAAGUCGUUGCUCGUCAGCUAAAGCUUUUCUAUGGCCAGUAAAGAACAGACGGAAUUUGCACAUAGCUUUGAAAGCUCAAGUAUUGAAAGUCCUCUUCAAUGCCGACAAGCGAGCUACAGGAAUAGAGUUUCUACGUGAUGGUUUAAAACAAACAGUUAGGGUAAGGAGAGAGAUCAUUCUGUCAGCUGGAGCGAUCAAUUCACCACAAUUGCUAAUGCUCUCAGGCAUAGGACCGAAGGAACAUCUCGAGGAACUCGGUAUACCGGUAUUAUCUGAUCUUCGAGUAGGUGACAAUCUUCAGGACCAUGUUGGUCUCGGUGGAUUGAGCUUUACAGUGAACGAACCAAUUACUUUGAAAAGGGACCGUCUACAGACACUACCAAUAUUACUGAAUUAUGCAAUAUACAAUAAAGGGCCCCUGACUACUCCAGGAAUCGAAGCCUUGGCCUUUAUCAAUUCUAAAUACGCUGAUCCUUCUGGUGUUUAUCCGGACAUUCAAUUUCACUUUCUUCCAAGUUCCAUCAAUUCCGAUGGUGAAUCAGUAACCAAGUUUAUCGGAAUAAGAGAUAGCGUUUAUAAUACGGUGUUCAAACCAUUAAAAAAUGCUGACAGUUGGACAAUAUUACCACUUUUAUUGAAACCCAAAAGUUCAGGAUGGAUUCGCCUAAAAAGCAGAAAUCCUCUGACUCAUCCUGAUAUUAUUCCGAAUUAUUUCGCUCACAAAGAAGAUGUAGACAUCCUGAUAGAGGGUAUACAAAUUGCUAUGGCUGUUUCAAACACAAGUGCCUUUCAAAGAUUUGGUUCGAGACCAUAUUCUAUUAAACUACCAGGCUGUCAAAAAUUUCCUUUCGCUACGUAUGAAUAUUGGGAGUGCGCUAUACGACAAUUUACCUUCACCAUGUAUCAUCCAGUAGGUACGUGCAAAAUGGGACCAAGAAACGAUCCAACAGCUGUCGUGGAUCCAAGAUUAAGAGUUUACGGCGUGAAAGGUUUACGAGUCGUUGAUGCUUCUAUAAUGCCUACCAUUGUUAAUGGAAAUACUAAUGCACCAGUUAUCAUGAUCGGCGAAAAAGCAAGCGAUAUUAUUAAAGAGGACUGGAAAUAUUAAAAGAAAGAACUUUGUAAAUAAUUUUAAUUCACAUAAGUCAAUAAUUUUAUAUGUUAUAAUUAUUAUUUAUAAUGGAUAUUAGUUUAAUUAUAUGUAUUUAUAUUGUCAUGAUAAACUCAGGGAUACUUUGCAAAUAGAAAUUCAAAAGUAUUUAGCUUGAAAAACUUGUUUUUUUUUGUUCUGUGAAAUAAAUGAAAUGUGCCAUUUCGAAACUCUUAGAUAAUUUUAUUCAGAAGUAAAAAAUAAAAUAAUAAGUGUUGUUGAAAGUUCAAAUGUUAAGUACGGUCUUAGAAAAAUUUAAAUCAACGUACAACUACAGAGACUCAUCCAUGUAUGAACCUAUUAGUAAAAGAAAUGGCAAUGCAACUUUCUCGUUAAAUUUUCUCCUCGCAAUACACUUUUACGAAAAGAAUGGUAUCAAGAUUAUUAUCUAUGAAGCUAAAUGUUUCUUUACGUAACUAUCUUUAUACCUUCUCGUUAAAACUUUUCUCAUGCUAUUAGUUUUUGCUUCUCAUUCGAUUUUCUCAUCGACAAUACGAUGAACAUAAAUCAGUUGAACUUGGUAAUCAUUAACUACAUAGAUAAAAUAUAUAUCUAUUAAUAGCAAGAAGAAAGAUAAAUGCGUGAUAUGUAUAUUGCGCUUUAUAAAUUUCACAGAUUCUUCGGCAGAACGUGCGAGAAUAGUGAAAGCAGAAGCCUUAUCGAGUUGUCAUGUACUAUCGUUUACUAAACGUUAAAAUACAUGAAAUGUAUACAAAAAAGGAAACAUGUUAAACCGGAUAUUCAUGUGAAAACUUGAAAUCAGAUUCACAUAUUUCUUGAUUCUCUUCAAACAUAUCAAGUAUAACGGAAGUAAUAGAAAUUUAUUGGCGCAAUCUAUCCUAAUACUAACGCAAUAGUCUUGUGUCUAUUCUUGGAGAAUGUACAAAUAGAUAUAUACAUACAAUAUUAAGCGUAGGUAUACAUUCGGGAGAAG